Messenger RNA from Fusarium coffeatum, 1764 nucleotides. RefSeq lists its product as uncharacterized. The record is from RefSeq and is a predicted model, not a curated record. Gene Ontology annotation, biological process: transmembrane transport. The coding region runs from base 1 to 1764 and encodes 587 amino acids. NCBI's taxonomy places the organism in Eukaryota, Fungi, Ascomycota, Sordariomycetes, Hypocreales, Nectriaceae. The transcript has 7 exons. Gene Ontology annotation, molecular function: transmembrane transporter activity.
AUGUCGGCGGCACCAGAUCUGCCAUUGGAGCACUACCCACUUGGGACUCUCGUCGAGAAGCAUAACGAAAGUCAGGAGGCGACUCCUGGCAAUGCACCUAGAAUACCCGACUCGGCGACUGGAGCUGAAGCUUCACCCAACAAUCACGGCUCCGUCUCCAGCAAUAAUAACAGGAAUGUUGAUGUUGCAGUUGGUUCGUCAGACAGUGCGACCAAACAAAAGGUGUACCAUACUGGAUGGCGGCUUCAUGCUUUAACCGCAGCUCUCUGCUUGAGCCUAUUGCUAUCGACAUUGGAGACUACCAUUGUAAGCACGGCUCUGGUCUCAAUCGUUGAUGCCCUUCAAGGUUUCAACAUGGCCGGUUGGAUCGUGACAUCCUACUUGGUAACAUACACCGGUUUCCUUAUUAUUUACUCCAAGCUGAGUGACAUAUUUGGCUGCAAACUGAUGCUAUUGAUUGCCAUCACCAUAUUUACUAUCUUCUCCAUGGCGUGUGGCGCUUCGGACUCGAUGGUUCCUCUGAUCAUCUUCCGCGCAUUUCAGGGAAUGGGUGGCUCCGGUAUCUACUCUCUGUCGACAAUCAUGGUACCGCUCAUGGUGCCUCCCGAGAAGUACGCAACCUACAUCUCCAUCAUGUCCUCAACCUUUAUCCUCUCGAGUGUCCUCGGCCCGAUCCUUGGAGGCGCAAUUACAGAUAACACGACAUGGCGUUGGGUGUUCUACUUCAAUGGCCCCGGAGGAGCGCUUGCAGCUGUUCUUCUUGCCUUCUCGGUCCCGUUCAACUUUCCCUACGGCGAAUCCGAUCGAUUCUUUCAUUCCCUCGCAUCGAAACAAAUGUGGAAGCGGGUCGACUUUGUGGGUAUGGUUGUGUCAUUAGCUGCCUCCAUCCUCAUCGUCUUUGCACUCGAACAAGGUGGCGUGGCCUACCCUUGGGGUAGUGGUGCUAUUGUAUCAACCUUUGUACUCUCUGGCGUCUUGUGGAUUGCCUUUGUUGUUUGGGAGCGACUGCUCUCCAAGAAAGGUGGUGUCCGUGAGCCCAUGUUCCCAUGGAGCCUGGUGCACAACAGAAACGGAUUCUUUACAGGAUUCCCCUUUAUGGCUGCUCUUAUCAACAUACCGCAGAGAUUCCAAACGGUCAAUGGAACGUCAGCUAUUAACGCGGGCAUUCGCACACUGCCGCUGCUUCUCCUGUCUCCACUUGCGACCGCUAUCAAUGGGAUCUUGGUGUCUAAGCUAGGAGUCCCUCCUCUUUACACGCUACUUCUAGGAGGUUCAUUACAGACAAUAGGAGUUGGCCUAUAUAGCUCCCUACAAUCAUCGACCUCUAUCGCCUCGGCGCAAUAUGGUUACGAAGCUAUUAUGGGUCUCGGUUUCGGCUUUAACCUUAGUACAAUACUGAUGAUGGUGCCUCUAGUCGUCACUGAGAAAGAUCUAGCUGUCACAAUGGGUUCUGUGACACAGAUCAGAGUGUUGGGAGGCACAAUCGGACUUGCCGUGUGUUCCGCUCUGCUUAUUAAUCACAUCAAGAGAGAAGCUUUCAAGUUCUUGACAGCAGAGCAAGUUGCACAAAUACUGCUGUCCUCAGAGAAUAUUGAGACCCUUGCAUCCGAGACACAAAAUCGGAUAAGAGUUUUAUAUGCAGAUGCCUACUCGGAGCAGAUGAGGGUAAUGCUUUAUUUCUCCAUCGCAUCUAUUUUGUCACUGGUGCUUCUCGUUGAGAGACAGCCAAGAAAGGCUCCCACUAAGCCGGAGAGAGCAGCUUAG